Staurois parvus is the source of this 542-nucleotide messenger RNA. NCBI's taxonomy places the organism in Eukaryota, Metazoa, Chordata, Amphibia, Anura, Ranidae. The record is from the annotation of a GenBank genome assembly.
ACCUACACUAUAUUGCCAAAAGUAUUGGCAACUAUAUAUACACUCCUCCAAAUCAUUGGAUUCAGGUGUUCCAAUCACCUCCAUGGCCAAGCAUUUGUGAAAGAAUGGAUUGCUCUCAGGAGCGAUCCAUUCAGUGAAUUCAAGUGUGGUACCAUGAUAGGUUGCUACCUGUGCAAUAAGUCCAUCCAUGAAAUUUCCUUGCUACUAAAUAUUCCACGGUCAACUGAGUCAGUAGUUAAAGACCUCCAAAGUUCCUCUGGCCUUCAGAUUAGCACAGCAACAAUGCGUGGAGAGCUUCAUGGAAUGGGUUUCCAUGGCCGAGCAUCUGCAUCCAAGCCUUACAGCACCAAGUGCAAUGCACUGGGUCGGAUGUAAAGCAAGCACCCAGUGGACUCUACAGCAGUGGAGACAUGCUCUCUGGAGUAAUGAAUCACACUUCUCUGUCCGGAAAUCCAAUGAAUGUGUCUGGGUUUGGCGGUUGCCAGGAGAAUGGUACUUGCCUGACUGCAUUGUGCCAAGUGUAAAGUUUGGUGGAGGGGUGA